UACACGGUGUCUCAAAAGCAGCGGCUUUCAACCGGUGCGGCUUCUGUUAUUUAUUUCUUACCGCAGGACAAAUCGACAGUAUUGAUUCUUUAAAUAAAUUCAUUGUACCGUUAUCACGCUAAAUUCUUGUGAAUCAUUAUUUGUACUUACUAAUAAAGAAGGAAGAUCUUUUCACAAAAAUGUAAGAUUAAUCUUCAUGAGAUGCGGUCAUGCAAGAUUAACUGUUGAUUAUCGCGUCGUAGUCACACGUCGGCAAAAGUCGUUCAAUGUGAUUCAAUUCGCAGUAACAACUGCAAGCAUGGUUCUUUAUGUUUCAAUGUAAGGACGCACCGUGUUAUCACUUUAGUAGUGCAAUCUUCUGCAUGGUGUGAAAUUAUUUGAAUACUUAUAAUCCUAUCCAUAAACAUGUUACUAAUUAUAACUACCUGUAAGAUACUUUGUGGCCUGAUCUUCCUGCCAAUAUUAUUGAUAAAGUGGAGAAAGAUGUAUUCGAGAAAGAGGAAAGAAAGGGAACAGAAAGGCACUGUUGUUGGAAUCUUUCAUCCAUAUUGCAAUGCAGGUGGAGGUGGUGAAAGAGUACUUUGGUUUGCAGUACAUGCUAUACAGAAUCAAUAUCCUGAUGUAAACAUAGCCAUAUAUACUGGUGACCUUUAUGCAGAUCCCGAGGAGAUACUCAGUAAAGCUGAAAAGGUAUUUGAUGUGAAACUGCAACGAAAUAUCGAAUUUAUUUAUUUGCAUAGGCGAAAAUGGGUAGAAGCUGCUAUGUAUCCCUAUUUUACACUUCUGGGGCAAAGUCUGGGAUCUAUCUGGCUGGGCAUCGAGGCAUUGAAUAGUCUUACACCAGACAUGUAUAUCGACACAAUGGGUUAUGCCUUUACAUAUCCUUUGUUUAAAUAUAUCGGUGGUUGCCGUGUCGGAUCGUACACGCAUUAUCCCACUAUUUCGUAUGAUAUGCUAAAGUACGUGUACAGGAGGGUGGUGUCGCAUAACAAUCGUAAAAUCAUUGCGAGAAACCCAAUUUUCACAAUGGCAAAGCUAGCUUACUACAACUUGUUCGCGCUCUUAUAUGGCUGGGUCGGCAAUUGCGCUGAGACUGUAAUGGUAAACUCUUCAUGGACAGAGGAUCACAUCAACUCAAUCUGGAAAUGUCCGCUGAAGACGCAUCGCGUGUAUCCGCCGUGCAGCGUAAAGCAUUUAACCGAGUUGCCGCUUCUCAGCGACGAGGAGAAGGGCGAUUGUAUACGUAUAGUGGCUGUCGCGCAAUUCAGACCGGAGAAGGAUCAUCCGCUCAUGCUGAGAGCAAUGUUUGAGCUAAGAUCGAUCCUUCGUGAGGAAGUCUGGGAAAAGGUAAAAUUGAUUUGUAUCGGCUCGUGCAGAGAUGCUGAGGACGAAGCGCGCGUCAAGGAUAUGCAAGAUCUGACCAAACAUUUAGCUCUAGAGAAGAAUGUCAAGUUCAAGUUGAACAUCCCAUACUCCGAGCUCGUAUCGGAACUUCAAAGGGCCACUAUUGGCCUGCACACAAUGUGGAAUGAACAUUUCGGCAUCAGCAUUGUGGAAUGCAUGGCUGCAGGACUGAUCAUGGUAGCUCAUGCUUCCGGUGGGCCAAAGGCAGACAUCAUAGAAACGCAGAAGGGUAGUAUGACUGGGUUCCUCGCGGAAACCGAAGAAGAAUAUAGUAAAACAUUAGCAUAUAUUAUAUGUAUGAGCCCGAGUGAUCGAAACGCUAUUAGACUUGCUGCGAGAUCAUCUGUGAGCCGUUUCUCGUGUGAGAACUUCGAAAGAGAAUUCCUACGAGCGAUCGAGCCGUUUUUCAGACUGAAACAGCAAUAGUUUCGUCGCUUUGGAAUUUCUUUAAAGUACGGUGAAUCAUAUGUACAUACGAAUUAUUCAUUUCAAGAUUGGCUUUCACGGUAAUACGUUUCACUAUCCUAUGUAUGUACAAGAGUGAUGUAUAUAUGUAAUAAAUAAUAGU
Harpegnathos saltator (Jerdon's jumping ant) is the source of this 1972-nucleotide messenger RNA. It is a transcript of the gene Alg11, whose product is annotated as ALG11 alpha-1,2-mannosyltransferase. The coding region runs from base 406 to 1830 and encodes 474 amino acids. Gene Ontology annotation, biological process: dolichol-linked oligosaccharide biosynthetic process; protein N-linked glycosylation. Gene Ontology annotation, cellular component: endoplasmic reticulum membrane. The record is from RefSeq and is a predicted model, not a curated record. Lineage: Eukaryota; Metazoa; Arthropoda; Insecta; Hymenoptera; Formicidae. The transcript has 8 exons. Gene Ontology annotation, molecular function: GDP-Man:Man(3)GlcNAc(2)-PP-Dol alpha-1,2-mannosyltransferase activity.